UUCCUGCGUUCCUGUGGUCGGAGCAAGCGGACCGGCGUGGACGAGGAACACACACUGUUGUUUACACGUGGGAGGCGGCCGACCGGGUUGUGUAGUUGGUGGUUCCUCGCCUUUUAGUACUCCUAUAACCUCAUGGGUAAGCCUGAUUUCUCACCCCGUGGAGGUGGUGGUGGUGGAGGAGGCUUCCGUGGAGGCGGAGGCGGUGGUGGCUUCCGUGGAGGCCGAGGUGGUGGUCGUGGAGGAUUUUCACCCGGAGGUCGUGGAGGGUUUUCACCUGGGGGUCGUGGAGGAUUUUCACCAGGAGGACGUGGUGGCGGCGGUUUCCGUGGACGUGGUGGUGGAGACCGUGGCGGUGGCAGAGGGCGAGGUGGACGUGGAGGAAGAGGAGGUUUUAGGGGUGGAAAGACUGUUUUAAUUGAGCCCCAUCGUCACGAGGGAGUGUUUAUUGCUCGUGGUAAGGAGGAUGCAUUAGUCACAAAGAAUAUGGUUCCUGGGGAAAGUGUUUAUGGAGAGAAGAGAAUGAGUGUAGAGGAAGGCACCGAUAAGAUUGAGUACCGUGUGUGGAAUCCAUUCCGUUCAAAAUUGGCUGCUGCUAUUGUGGGAGGGAUUGGAAAUAUUUACAUGCCUCCUGGCUCAAAGGUUCUAUACUUGGGAGCCGCAAAUGGCACAACGGUAUCACAUGUUUCUGAUGUAGUAGGACCGGAAGGCGUUGUGUAUGCAGUGGAGUUUUCUCAUCGCUCGGGACGUGACUUAGUGAACAUGGCAAAGAAACGCACGAACAUUGUCCCCAUUGUAGAGGACGCUCGUCACCCACACAAGUAUCGUAUGAUCUGCAGUAUGGUAGAUUGUAUCUUUGCUGAUGUUGCCCAGCCUGAUCAAGCUCGUAUUGUUGCUAUCAAUGCCCAGCAUUUCUUGAAAGUAGGUGGCCAUUAUGUCAUAUCCAUCAAGGCUAAUUGCAUUGAUUCAACUGCCCCAGCUGAAGCUGUGUUUGCAGGAGAAAUCAAAAAGCUUCAAACUGACCUUCUCAAACCCCAGGAACAGCUAACUCUAGAACCAUAUGAGAGAGAUCAUGCAGUAGUAGUAGGUGUUUACAGACCACCAAAGAAAAACAAAUAGUGUGAUAUAUAGCAUAUUGGUAUGGUAUGUUUUAAUUUAAAAGCUAUGGCAAUAUAGAAAUGGCCUGUCUUCAUAUAACAUUGAAGGUAUUGUGAUUUUUAUAGGGUGGGAAAUCAUUUUGACCCUGUACGUGCACUGGGGUACACCGACUGGUAAUUGUCAGAGCAUUAUUACAAUUAUAUGGAUUUUAUCAUACAGUUGGUGCUCAUUGUACUGUCUGAAGUGCUCAUACCUGAGCAGUAUGAGACGAGCAUCCGCGUUCAUAUCUGUAUUAAUUACUAUUUGUUACAUGAAAUAAUUAUAUUAAUGUAUUUCAAUAAAAACUUUUAAUUAA
This is a messenger RNA of Procambarus clarkii (red swamp crayfish), 1450 nucleotides long. The record is from RefSeq and is a predicted model, not a curated record. NCBI's taxonomy places the organism in Eukaryota, Metazoa, Arthropoda, Malacostraca, Decapoda, Cambaridae.